AUGGGAUUUUCACACGAAAUAGAUUUUCAUGAAGAUUUAACUCCUGAGAUGUGUGGUGAUUCUUCACCAUUCCUUGGGAUUAAGAGGGCAGCAAGCUCUUCCGAGGCAUUAGCUGCUGUCGAGAUGAAGAAGUCGAAAGGGAGCGUGGAUACUGCAAACCCAGUGGCUAAGGUUUCGUCUGAUCCAUCUUUCUCGGUCAUUCAUUUUCUGGUGCUGAGUGAUGGCGUUGAGAUUAUGUCUGGCAUAGUGAAAAACAUCUCAGGGCUUAAGUCGCAAGUGGAAAAUAUUUUCUCUCAGCUGAAGCUUGCUGUUGGAGAUGAUAGAUUUGUACACCACCUUAGUCAGCUAAUUGCGAACCUGUUAAAAGAUGAAGAUUUUCACAAGGCAUUUGUUAUGGCAUAUAUUAAGGAUCCGUGUCCGGAAGUGCUUGCCCUCUUAGAGGCUUACUCAAUGGAAAAAAGUGACCAAGAACGAGUUGAGGAUCUCAGGAGAGACGUCACAUUGGGACGCGUUUUGCAACGCAAAACAGACACCACUUACUAUGUGAGGGAAAUGGUGAGCAUCAUAUUGGGGUACUGGAGUAGUCCAUGGUUUUGCAGCAAGUUGCGUGAAGCGGUUAAUGGGAAUGAUGCAGCCAGGGACGUUCCACGGAUGACUAGAAUUAUUAAUGUUGAUGUUCCACCCUCUAUCGAGGGCCUUAAAGAAGCAUUGGCGACUGGGUUCUGUGGUGAAGAACUUCGGCGUAUGUGUGAACGGAUAGAUCGUGAUAAUUACGGGAUGAGAAUCCUACGUUUCAGUCCCACACAUAGGAUGAAAUGGUUCGACAUUGUAUGGUUGGAAGGGGAGGAAUUCUCUUGGGGUGCGCAAGGGUUUUAUGAACACCCAUACCCUGGUUGCACUCCACCGUGAUUGUUCAUUCCAACCAUCCGUUUUGUAGAGACCGUUGCCUCGGCACAAUCAAGUGCGCCGUGCAUCAACAGAACAUCGAUUGACUAGGUAAAUAUAUGGUAGUGUGUUUAAACAUGAUGCAUAAAUAGCAAAUUUAUAUGUUGAAAGCACACUUAUAAUUUGGUUUGUACAAAUUAUCAUAAACAACUUAUGAGUUGUACAAAUAUAAUUGCUAUUAAAUUAAAUGAGCUCGGCUCACGUUGGCUCGAGCUCGGCUUGUUAAUUCUCUAGUUCAGCUUGAGCUCGAGCUCAUUUAAAGCUCG
Striga asiatica is the source of this 1211-nucleotide messenger RNA. The record is from the annotation of a GenBank genome assembly. NCBI's taxonomy places the organism in Eukaryota, Viridiplantae, Streptophyta, Magnoliopsida, Lamiales, Orobanchaceae.